Messenger RNA from Dermatophagoides farinae (American house dust mite), 1209 nucleotides. RefSeq names its product stearoyl-CoA desaturase 5. Gene Ontology annotation, biological process: unsaturated fatty acid biosynthetic process. The record is from RefSeq and is a predicted model, not a curated record. Lineage: Eukaryota; Metazoa; Arthropoda; Arachnida; Sarcoptiformes; Pyroglyphidae. Gene Ontology annotation, cellular component: endoplasmic reticulum membrane. Gene Ontology annotation, molecular function: stearoyl-CoA 9-desaturase activity; iron ion binding.
AAUUCAACAUGACACGAUCAUCAGGACUGGCCAAUUUGGAUCCAGUAUAUAAAUAUGGCUACACUACAGCAUCCAAACGUUUUGACAAAAUGUUCGUCAACGACGAUAAUGUUUGCAAUAAACAGCCACCAUCAUCCUUGGCCAGCCAAAAUAUCGACAAUGGCCAUUGGGAUGCAAACAACAAUGCAGUUGAUUCUUCUAAAUCCAAUACCCAAGUGAUAGUCGUAUGGCGUAACGUUUUCAUCAUGAUCUUUUUUCACGUGUUUGCCAUAUAUGCAUUUAUUUCGACCAAGACCAAAUUUCAGACAAUUUGGUGGGCAUGGACUGUCGGUCAAUUCAGUUCGAUCGGUGUUUUGGCCGGUGCUCACCGAUUAUGGUCACAUCGAUCAUACAAAGCCAAAUGGCCUUUGCGUCUAGUUCUGAUGGUGUCACAGACAACAGCAUUGCAAAACGAUCUCUACGAAUGGGUUCGCGAUCAUCGAGUUCAUCACAAAUAUUCGGAAACGGAUGCUGACCCACACAAUUCUCGUCGAGGCUUUUUUUUCGCCCAUAUGGGCUGGCUACUAUGCCGUAAACAUCCCGAAGUGAAAACAAAAGGUGCUCUCGUGGACAUGUCGGACGUAUGGGCAGAUCCGAUUGUUCGAUUCCAGCGUCGAUUCUAUAUGCCGUUAGUCUUAUUGUUUUGGGGAUUCAUACCUGUCAUUGUACCCAUUUAUUGCUGGCAGGAAGAUAUAUUUAUUGCGCUGUCUUUGAACCUGUUCCGUUAUUUGGCCUCCUUACAUCAUACCUGGUUGGUUAAUUCAGCUGCUCACAUCUAUGGCAAUAGGUUUUAUGACCGCAAGAUUCGGCCUCGAGAAAACAAAUUGGUCGCUUAUCUAACGCAUGGUGAGGGCUACCACAACUAUCAUCAUGUCUUCCCUUGGGAUUAUUCAGCUAGCGAAUAUGGUUGGCUUCACAAUUACAACAUGACCACAUUAUUCAUCGAUUGUUGCGCCUGGUUCGGUUUGGCAUAUGAUCGACGUAUCGUUACGAAAUCGGUUAUCGAGGAUAGAAUUAGUCGUACAGGUGAACCACUUGGACAACUCGACGCCGAACAGCAACAACGUAAACCUCGAUCAGCGAUCAUAGACACUGCAGUUGGCUUGGCUUUGGCGUUUUGGGCGGUUAUUUUACAAUUUUCAAUUCAAUAUCUACGUUGUUGUUGAUCAU